AUGGCAGAACGCAAAACCCUCGUUCCACACAGCAGUCUUUGUAAUAUCUGCAGGGACGUGGACUUCCAUGGCGUGUUCACAGGCCGCGAUUCCGCCAAUUAUCCUGAUGGCUUCAACCCGUACCGCGCAGAUCUCGACUCCCAGAAACAGGUCCCGAGAACCUGGAAGCACAUCCGAAUGCAUGCAAAGUGCUGUGCCUUUUGCAUGUUGACUUUCCAUCAGAUACAGACAUUUCGGAUGAUAACGCGCACCUUGAACCGUCUACGCGUACCCGACCUUUUCCCAGAUAGCGAAGAUGGAAUGAUGGUUACGGCAGUCGAGAUAGGAACAGUCAUGUUUGAUAGCGGGUUUACACAGUGUAUUGGCUUCCAUAACGUUACAUAUCGACAGCCCAGCCAUGCAUCCCUGAUGAUUCGUGGUCUUCAGCUAUGUGCUCCGGAUCGCUCUCAUACUGCAGCUUGGGAGCGCGCACGUCAAGUCAAGAAAAAGGCUGAGUCGCGUUCGGGACUUCAAGCAAACAAGGAACUUAAUAUAGAAUUUGGGAGCUGUUUCGGCGGGCGACACGUCGGCGCGGAUAUCGACUUUGAACUCUGUAAAACCUGGCUAAGCCUUUGCAGUGAGCAGCACAAGGAAUGUAGGGAGUAUAAACCAGUAGGCAAGAUAACUCGCCCAAAAAGGCUUAUUGAUGUUCAAAGGAACUGUAUUGUCUCUGUAUCCUCUCCACACGAUGGCUACGCUGCCUUGAGCUAUGUCUGGGGUGAUGGUACACCUGGUACACAGCUGAAGACCUCGAACGAGCAGGAGCUCCGACAACCAGGGAGUCUCCGCUCCGGGUAUAACCCUGGGUGA
Molecule: messenger RNA, 849 nt
Organism: Fusarium subglutinans
Lineage: Eukaryota; Fungi; Ascomycota; Sordariomycetes; Hypocreales; Nectriaceae
Product: het-domain protein
Exons: 1
Coding region: 1-849 (282 amino acids)
Source: RefSeq, a predicted model, not a curated record